Molecule: messenger RNA, 822 nt
Organism: Protopolystoma xenopodis
Lineage: Eukaryota; Metazoa; Platyhelminthes; Monogenea; Polystomatidea; Polystomatidae
Source: the annotation of a GenBank genome assembly
AUGACAAGAUGGCGCUUUUUGUCAUAUCCUGGACUGAAAGUCCUCACUGCGUUCUGCUCUGUUCCACAAUCCGCAGAGGAUUCACUCUCCAUCGCAUAUACAGGCCUUAGUGUACCCGAAAAAAACAGGCCCUUCACCACAGGCACUAACAGUCAUCGGUCCAAUCUAAGGAAAGUGCAGGGCCAGAUGUUGGUACCGGAGCCUGCGCAUACUUUAGAGUGCUUCAACUGCUCAAUUCGGGUUGCUCACUGGACUACAGCAGGUGCCUCCUCUACCCGCCAGAAUGUCCACGAAUGUGGAAGUAGUAACGGAGGCGCAUGGCCAGCCGACACGAAGAGACCUGGUGAAAACAAAAAAAAGAUAGCUCAGCGAAAUCUGCCCCAGAAGCGGCAGCAGCUGACGCUAUUGAAGUUUUCUGACGAGAGAGUAGUUAUCAGCGCUUGGGUCUAUCUAGACUAUUUCUCUGGCACCGACCCAGAGCAUGUUGCCCCCGAGAAAGUUGUUAAAGUGUUUUUAGGUAAAAAACGGAACAUAGUCAGGGAGUUAUUCAACAAUAGAGCUAGCCUUUAUGCCUUGCAUCCACCGAAUAGUCAAUGCUUUUCGUCGUACAAUCAAUCUGCCGAAGGGUCGCUACUCUUGGCUACCGUACUUCCGACGCAAUCGCAGGUCAAGACAAGUAUCUUAUUCAUCGGAUUGCAGAUGUUACAGCUUUUACAUCGCCCUUGUGUAUCGCCCGAUCUUAAACUUCCAUCAUAUCUUCCAGACACUUUGGAAGGAGAGAUUUCAAACCCGUUCUACAUUCAGCCUCAAAAGUGCUGCUAA